UAGCUAACACGGAUCUUAAAUGUGGGACGUAACAGUGUUCAGGUCGCCACUAAACAUGGGCUGCAUGUCUUCUAAGAUAUUCCCUUCAGACUCCUCUGAUGACAAAAAGCCACGGGAUAAGAAUCCUUCAGUAUUAGUUGGAGAUGUAACUACUAAACAUGAGAAGAAAGAAGAACGGGAAAUGAAAAUAAAAGAAAAACAGUUUAACCGUAAUACCAAAGCAGAGGAGAUAUCUGGUAAAAUCAUGGAAGAGAAAGAACGCUUAUCAUUGGGUGCAAGAUCUCGAGGGACCUCUCAGGCAACUUCCCGGGCAGGAUCUCCUACGCCAACCUCUCAUAAACAAGUACAUUUCCGGCCUGAUGAAGUGAUGAGUAGUUCUACUGACAGUUGUUAUAGGUUUAUUCUCGUGAGUAAACCUGUUAAAUCUUCAUUGAAAAAUCAAAAUGAAAGCAAUACCCAGAUAAUGGUUGAGAACAACAGCGAACAUAAAGGACCGCAAGAAAAUAAUUCCUCUAUUCGACAAGAUGAUGUAGGUAAAAGAAAUGGAGCACAAGAUGUGGAUAAAAGCGAAAAUAAUAUGGACGGAAAUACUGAAGUGAAGCAUCAGAAAGGACAAAGAAAUAAACUAUGCACAAUUGAGGAGAGAACAAAUAGCAGAUGCAGCACAAAAUCUGAGGAUAAAGACAAGCUUAAACCUGAUGAUAUCAAAAAAGGGUAAAAGACAAAGUUAAACUUGAGGAUAUCAAAAGAGUUUUGAAAACAAGUUAAAACUCAUAUGAUGCUUAAAUCGUACAAUGUCAGCUGUUGUUUCGGUGACAGAUUUGAUACAUAACAGUAAAUCAUGAGGAUGUCCAGAAAGACUUACAGACGAGUUUCAACCAAAGGAGGCCACUAAAGAUUUAAAAUUGAGUUAAAAUCUGACAAAGUAAAAACAUUUCUUGGCGUUUCUGAAGCACAGUUCAGGAAAUUCGAAAGAAAUGUUCUUUUUUUUUGUUAUAAAGUAAAUUUAACAGACAUCUGU
Ylistrum balloti is the source of this 1021-nucleotide messenger RNA. RefSeq lists its product as uncharacterized. The coding region runs from base 20 to 718 and encodes 232 amino acids. The record is from RefSeq and is a predicted model, not a curated record. The transcript is spliced from 4 exons. Lineage: Eukaryota; Metazoa; Mollusca; Bivalvia; Pectinida; Pectinidae.